GCGUGAACACCCUCUCACCCCUCGAUUCGCCUCCCUAUCCAUCUAAUUAAAGUUUGGUAAGGGGAACUAUAUAUUCGGGGUCAGUUUUGGCACCCCGAGUAGCGUAUAAGCAUUAGUUCCAGUAAGAUGACUGUGUUUCCACAAGGUUGGUUGAAUGAAACAUGCAUGUCAAUUGCACGUGUGGGUUAUUCAACUUUGUUAUGAUUGGUUGUCCUACUUGUUUGUCACAACAGGAGAAAACUAGUAAAAGAAAUCGUUCCAAAUCAUACUUCUUGAUAAGACAUCCAGUGGUACUUUAUUGGAAAUUAGAAUGAUAUGUCUAUCCUACCAAGUCUUGUCCCCUCUUGGAAUUUUGUUAUUCAUAUGCCUAACCCCCUUUAACUUCACAAAGAAAAAUAAAGUUGGUUUCUUAGCUUCCACUCUUGGACCUUUGAGUAGUAUAUAUAUAAGUAUACAAACAUUUCUUCGAAUCCAAAUAAGGACCUAUCACAUUGAACACUUGUUAUUCAAGUUUUAUCUUGAUCCUCUUUCCCCUUUCUUGGACCAUGUGUCUAUUUCUUUGUGUUUAAAAUUUGAUUUGAUCCUUUUUUUCUUUAUUAUAGUUGAUUAUAGUUGACCUCUCCACUUUGUUUCAUAAAUACUUCACUUUGGUUAAACUCAUCUUCCAUUUCCUUUAGUGAUUAAGUUUGCAAAAUUUGAUUGAAGAGGAGAUUAUGGCAGAAAUUACAGACAAGUCGGUGGAAAUUCAAUUAGGUUGUGGUCUAGUGGCAGCAAUAUUUCAACGUGGAAAUUGUAAGCCAAUUAAACAACCAGUGUCACAAAUUUCAACCAAAUCCAGCACCAAAAAAUUAGCCAAGCCUCCACCAAAACCACCCUCAAUCACUCCAUUGAAUUCGAAUGAUCGAAAACAUGUUAGGAGAUCAACAUCCGAUGGUACGCGAAUCAGCUCAAAGAAUAAUAAUUCCUCGAGCACGAAGAAACUGUCACAAGUUGUCAACUUGGUGCCCAAUACUCAGAAUCUUAGGAGGCAACCAACGUUCACCUCGAGUGACUUGAGCACGACUAUCACUGGUCAUCAGAAAUCCAAUGUGAAUGGAACAUUUAACCGUGCGUCCAGCACAGGCAAUAUUAUGUUAUUAGGCCAACUAGGGAAUUUGAAGCAGCAAAAAACAAUUCAAAUUGUCUCAACCGAUCAAAAGUCUAUCCUACAGAAAGGCAGAGUCUUGAUGGGGAACAUAGUAAGAUCACAGCCUAGUUUAAGGAGCCAUAUGUUAAACAAAUUGGAUCCUGAUGUACUCAAGUCCAUGGGAAAUGAACAUUACAAGCAUGGAAGAUUUGAAGAAGCAAUUUCUUUAUAUAAUCAAGCAAUCGCCAUCAAUCCGAAAAAUGCUUGUUAUUAUAGCAACAAAAGUGCAGCUUUAAUGAGUUUAAACCGUCUGAUUGAAGCAGUGAUUGAAUGCAGAGAGGCCAUUCGGUUAGACCCUUUUUAUCACAACGCGCAAUAUCGCCUUGCAAGACUAUACCUCAGAUUAGGAGAAGCAGAGAAAUCAUUGAGUCAUUAUGAAAAAUCAGGACCGAAAGUUGACAAAAGGGACACUGCUGAGGCUCAAGAUGUUAAAAGAAUCAUAUGCAAUUGCAUAGAAGCUCAUAGGAUGAAAAAUUACAUCACAUUACUUAAUGAGAGCCAAAAUGCAUUGUCAUCUGGUGCAGAUUCAGCUCCACAGAUCUUUGCAAUGAGAGCUGAAGCAUUGAUGAAGUUACAUAGACAUGAGGAGGCAUACACCACCAUUCAGAAGGGAGCUAACUUCAAAACAGAUCAUUGUACUUGCCUUUACGGAUCAGCUAAAACAGCUUACUUGCUAAUAAUUCGAGCACAAGUUUACGUGUUAGUAGGCAGGUUCGAUGAUGGAAUUGCUGCAGCUCAAGAGGCUGCGAAACUCGAUAUCAGCAAUGAGAUAACCACGAUACUAAGAAGAAUUAGGGGGUUGGCAUCAGCACGGAUAAAGGGUAACAAGUUGUUUAGACAAUCGAAGUACACAGAGUCUUGUUCUAUGUACACAGAAGGACUGGAACAGGAUGCAUACAAUUCUGUUCUGUUAUUUAACAGAGCAGCUUGUCGAUUUAAGCUAGGACAAUUCGAGAAAGCAGUGGAGGAUUGCACUGCAGCUCUCGUCUUACGUCCUUCAUAUACUAAGGCUAGACUCCGGAGAGCUGAUUGCUACAUGAAGUUGGAAAGAUGGGAGGCUGCAAUUCAAGAAUUUGAAAUGUUGUUACAUGAAAAACAAGGGGAUGAGGAAGUAAAGAGGGCAUUGAUUGAUGCAAAGAUUCAAUUAGAAAGGGAAAGGGAUGAAGAUCAAAAACAAAGAAAGCUAAGCAAUGGAUCAUCCAACUUAGUGUUAGUCACCAGCAAUUGACUUUGUUUUAAUAUUUUUCUUGUUUCGAAGAAGAUUGAUUUGAUUAUUUCAUGUUCAGUAGAUGAAUUGUGCAAUGUAUAUCGCUUCAAGUCAAUGUACCAAUAUAUAUAUAUAGCUUCAAUUCAAGUCAA
Messenger RNA from Capsicum annuum, 2545 nucleotides. Its product is annotated as inactive TPR repeat-containing thioredoxin TTL3. Gene Ontology annotation, molecular function: protein binding. The record is from RefSeq and is a predicted model, not a curated record. The transcript has 4 exons. NCBI's taxonomy places the organism in Eukaryota, Viridiplantae, Streptophyta, Magnoliopsida, Solanales, Solanaceae. Gene Ontology annotation, cellular component: cytoplasm. Bases 714 to 2414 code for a protein of 566 amino acids.